AUCACAAUACUCUUUAGUCGUAGACAUUCAAUUGUUACAAAGCUUUUUUCUGCAAAGAUCACUUUAAAAUAUAAAUUUUUUUAAAUCUAAUGUAUAACUAAAAACCCACUAAAAAUUGAUAGGAAAUAUUUAAAGAAAACUUCAAACUUUAUUAUUGCGAAGAAUAAUAAAAUUUUUUUGACAUGAGUCGUAUUUCCAAGUAAAAAAUGAAGGUCAUUGAAGGAAAAGUUGUUUUGUUGGGUGCACAAGCUGUGGGAAAAACAAGUCUAUUGAUGCGAUACGUGAACAAAACAUUCGAUAGUCACAGUCCCCCAACGAUAGGCGCAUCAUUUUGUACCUGCAAUGUACAAAUUGGCGAUAUCGGAAUUGUCCUCCAGGUUUGGGACACGGCAGGAAUGGAAAGGUUCCGAUCAAUGGCACCCAUGUACUAUCGAAAGACAAAUGCAGCUCUUCUUGUCUUUGACUUGACGAACCAGGAAAGUUUUGCAAUGGUGAAAAGUUGGGUGUCUGAGCUAAAGAGAAACAUUGAGGAGGCCAUUAUUCUCAUUGUUGUCGGCAACAAAAGCGACUGUGUAAAGGAGAGAAAAAUUGAUUCUGAAGAGGGUAGAAAAUACGCCGUCUCAAUUGGUGCUUUUUAUCAUGAAACAUCAGCUCUUUAUGGUGAUGGAAUUGAAACUGUCUUUCAAAAUAUUGCCACUGAGAUGUUAAAGCUAACCGAACACAAACAUUUAAUUACAAGUAUUCGAGUUUACGAUUCGGACGUCGAUGAUAAUAUUUUAGUAACUCCCGCCAGUGAGGACUUUCACGACAAUAGUAUUGCGCACGGUGUUCAUGAAAAGCCAUUUUUCUGUUGUUAGUUUAAAAAAAAACUGUAUAAAAAAAAUUCAUUUCUGAUGUUUCCGAUUUAAAAUUCAUAAUCAAAAAUUGAUAUUAAUAUAUAAAUAAUAAUAUUAUUUAUUAAUAUUAUUAAUAUUAUAAAAUUAUUAUAUUAUAAUUAUAGUAUAAAAUAAUGAAUUUACAGUUUUAUUUACAUCAACUUUAAUUUUUGUUUCACGUGAGCUUAAGCACAUCUAAUGAAAUGAAGACUGAAAGAUGCUCAAAUUUUUAACCAUUACGUUUUAAAAUUAAGAUUACAUUGUGAUGCUGCGUCAUACUUUGAAAGAAAUUUAUUAGUCAUUUUUUGCAUAAUAGUUAUCAAAUUCAGAAAACAAAAAGAUAAAAUAGUAUCAAGUUUCUAAUAAUUUUUCUUUUCAUUGUUAUCUCAGUUAGAAAUUUUUCAAAGGCAAAAUUUUUUAUUAAAAACUCACGAAUCAUUGUAGAUAUCUGAAUAUUGUAAAUUGUAACUAAGAAAAUACUUCCGAAUUUUUGAAAAAUUACCUUCUUCGUGUACAUUAAAUGUUUUAACAAAUUUCUUUCACUGUACGAACCUAUUAGAUUAUUUAAUAUAGUGAUUGUAUUGUAUGCAUGAAUAAGCCCAAACUAAUUUUCCAAAAAUUAAGAAUCCAUUAGUAAUUAGUAUUGUACUUUUUCUAUUCAUUUAACAAUUAUUGCCAAAAAUUUUUUAAGAAAGUUCCACUUAGGUGCUAAAAUCUAGUACAAUAAUGCGAAAAAUAUUCUCUACAGUGAUAAAAAAUAUCGAUAAUAUAAAGUUAAGGAAAAAUAAAAUUAAAACUUUAUAUUUUCAUAUGAAAAAAUGUACCAAGCGAAUAAAAAACUUAUUUUUAUAAAAAAGAAAAGAAUAAUGUACAUUUUAUGAAAGUCGACAUAAAUGAAAAUUGUUUUAUGUAUAGCUGAUAAGAAAAUAAAAAUAUAUUUCUUCUUUUAAAAA
Leptopilina heterotoma is the source of this 1828-nucleotide messenger RNA. RefSeq names its product ras-related protein Rab-31-like. The record is from RefSeq and is a predicted model, not a curated record. The transcript is spliced from 3 exons. Bases 207 to 857 code for a protein of 216 amino acids. Lineage: Eukaryota; Metazoa; Arthropoda; Insecta; Hymenoptera; Figitidae. Gene Ontology annotation, molecular function: GTP binding; GTPase activity.